CUCCCCCUCCCUGCCUCUGUGCUGUCUCUCCCUCCUCCCCUGCAUGGAGCUGCAGUUUGUCUGAGGGUCUCCUGGGUCUGGCAUCACUGCAGCAUAGAGAAGGGCAGGGCGGCUGUUUUCCAGGCGAUGCGCUGAAAGAUGGUGCACCAGGAGAAACGUGUUUACCAGGCUCAGAGGAAUGAGAGAGAAUCCAUCAGGCAGAAACUUGCUCUUGGCAGUUUCUAUGACGACGAACCAGUCAUCUACACCAGCUGCAGCAGGAACGGCCUAUCCUCCCGACUGCAGAAUGGGGUGAACCUGCAGGUGUGUUUUGUUAAUGACAGCAGCAGCGACAAAGACAGUGACGCCGAAGACAGCAGAACAGAGACCAGCCUGGACACACCUCUGUCCCCUGUGAGUAAGCAGAGCUCAUCCUUAUCAGAUCGAGACACCACAGAGGAGGACUCGGACCCGUUAGAUGACUGUGGAGGCUUCUGGAGGGUACAACGGAGGCUCCAGGAGGAGGCCCGGGUGGCUCUGGCCCUGGCGCGACCUAUGGCCCGCAUGCAGGUGGAGGUGGAGAGGCAAAUCCAACAGCACAGACGCUCACCUGUGGCUGAUUUGCUUCCCCAUCUGCCCCACAUCAGCGAGGGCUUGAUGAAGAGGAAUCUAAGGCGAGCAGACAUCAGGGACAUGAGCCUCGGACAGCUGCAAGUUAUCACUAACGACUUACACUCACAAGUACAAAGUUUAAAUGAGGAGUUGGUGCAGCUUCUGCUACUGAGAGAUGAGCUGCAUGUGGAGCAGGACGCCAUGCUGGUGGACAUAGAAGACCUCACCAGGCACGCUCACAGCCAACAGCGACACCAGGCUGAGAAAAAGCCUCUCUAAGUGGACUCCCCUUCUGCACGCCGUCUAAUCCUCCUGCACCAUGAUGUGUCACCUGGUCGCAAA
Molecule: messenger RNA, 933 nt
Organism: Thalassophryne amazonica
Lineage: Eukaryota; Metazoa; Chordata; Actinopteri; Batrachoidiformes; Batrachoididae
Exons: 7
Coding region: 139-870 (243 amino acids)
Biological process (GO): positive regulation of hippo signaling
Cellular component (GO): plasma membrane; cell junction
Source: RefSeq, a predicted model, not a curated record